GUGAUUGUUUAUUAUUACAACUUUUACAAACAGCUAUGACCUAUUGCCUGGUUGCCUGACAAGUGGGGCUGAUUAUGACGACGAACCAAGCCUCACGCUAAGCCCCGAAAUAGUUUAAAUCUCUUAGCAUGUGAUGCGUCUCCCUCAGGAAGAUCUAAGAUAAUAGCGAUCAGCUACGCGUCACCUCACUCACCGUGUCUGCAGCCUUGCCAACUCGGAUGUAGAAUAGUGUACAACAUUCUCGAAUAUGUAUCACAUUCAUGUUAGUCCACAGGUAGCAUUUCUGGUCCUGCCUUGAAGGUUUUCUUUCUCCAGUAGAUCCUUCAAUGUGAAAUGUCAAAAUUCUUACGAGACAUCGAAUUUUGACUUCGUUCGCCAAUCGAGGUGACUGCGAUCAUUCCUUCAGUGGGAGUUGAAGGUGAACAACGGGUGUCUGACGCCGACAUUAAAAUGAAUAUGCAGAAGAGAAAGCUCGACGAUUCGCUGCGUGAUGCAGGAGAUGAACCACCGAUCAUACCAACAGAGCCCUUCAAAUCGCAACGCUUGCGUGUCGAACAGGGCGAAGUGUCCGACACACCCGACGAAACCAACGGACCAAACGGUAGAUCAGUCGCGUCGACGCCUGUGAGACAGAACCUUGCCGAGGGGAACCCCACCAGCAGAAACUCGCCUGUUCUCUAGAGGACUCCAUCGAUCAGGGUACGAGGAGAGUCGACCACGACGUGCACAAGAUAAAAUCAUUAGUACCGACUUAAUCGAGGAGUUCGACACGAAUUAUACCGGGAACGACUUCGCGGUGGAGCGCCUUCUUAAGAAACGGACCUGGCGCUGCAAGACAC
Molecule: messenger RNA, 839 nt
Organism: Truncatella angustata
Lineage: Eukaryota; Fungi; Ascomycota; Sordariomycetes; Amphisphaeriales; Sporocadaceae
Exons: 2
Coding region: 451-681 (76 amino acids)
Source: RefSeq, a predicted model, not a curated record